ACAAACAUUGCAACUGUAGUCGACUCCCACUCGCCGGGCAGCACAGACGGGGCAUUAUGUGGACGAGUACCAGCUGGUACCACGGGCUCCUCAUCCUCCUCGGGACUUCAUUUGUUGGUGCCUCUGAAAUCAGGACAUGGAACUGAAAUGGAAGAGCAAACCUGUGAAUGUUUUCCUCGGAUGCAUCGUUGCCGUCUGCUUUUGUACGGUUUGUCCGGCUCAAAGAAUUUGCACGGUUCCUCCGGGCCCCGUGACGGUCCCAGAAAACUACACGGCUGACGUCCAGCUGGUAAAAAUCAGCUCCAGCAGUGACGUAAUACUUACGGUCUCGGUGAACCCCGAAGAUCUGUUCUACCUGAAAGGAAACGCCCUGAUGGUGAAGAAAGGACUGGACUAUGAGUCAUUGUCCAGUGCAGCUCUGGUGGUGUGGGUGCAGUGCAGCAGAGCAGGCUCCAGAUCUGUGAACGAGUCUGUUGAGGUUUUGGUUGAAAAUGUGAACGAACCCCCGAACUUUGCACAAAACCACUUCGUACUAGAAGUGAAUGAGCUCACUCCGGUCAACUCCAGCGUUGGACUGAUAGAAGCAACAGACAUCGAUUCAGAGCCGCUGUACUAUCGCCUAGAGUCUGCAACGGAUAAAUAUUUCCGCCUGGAAAACAUCAACACUCCAAAGAUACUUGUUAAAAGCAUCCUGGACUACGAUGUUGUACAGAAGAUCUCUCUGAUUUUACAUGUACAGGACACGUUCAAUGGUUCGGCUUCCAACGAGCCCUUCUUCACAUCCGUGGCCACCAUCACGGUGCACGUGAAGGACAUCGAUAACCGGCCCCCGUGGUUUCAGCCUUGUUUGAGGACCAACUUAGGAAUCGCCAAACUGUGUGUGAGCUCCGGCUACAGAGGCAAAGUAAAUCUCACUGAGAAGGAGGAGGGGCCGUUAGUGCUGGAACCUGGUCCGGUGUUCGCCAGGGACGGGGACAAGAACAGGAGCGAGCAGAUCAGCUAUAGAAUACUCCGAGGAAAUGAGGGAAAUAUUUUCCAGAUUGAUGAGGAAACGGGGAACAUCACCAUGGCUAAAGCUGCUGACAUCGUCGGCCCAAUAACCCUUACUGUUCUGGCGUCGCAGGUGACCAACAGGGAUCAGUUCGCUGUGACGCAGGUGACCAUCGAGGUGAUGAAGAAGAGCAGGAACCCUCCUCGCUUUGAGAAGGAGCGAUACGAAGGAUUUAUCUACAGCAACUCUGUCCCUGAGAGCAUGAUCCUCAGAGACCGAAGCACCAACCGGCCCUUCAGGGUCCGAGCUCGGGACGAGGACUUCGCCGCUGGUACAAAUCCAGAUGUAAAGUAUGAAGUUCAGUACAGCAGCUACGUCAACGUGACUGCAGACGGUUUUGUGAUCCUGAAGAGAAUUGUGAAGACGGAGUCCUUCGCGCUUCAGCUCAGAGCAGUGGACGCAACAACAGGGGAAUUUGGAACAGCUGCCCUCUCUGUUCAGGUCAUACCUGCGGUGGCCAUCCCGUCUCCCUCAAACGUCGGCUACCGUCCGGGCGACAUGGCUCUUCUGGGUCUGGUCAUGGCAGCUCUGCUGGUCCUCUGCAUCAUUGUGAUUGGCUUCUUGAUUUCCCGCUUGUAUAAGGGAAACGCCGGCAUGGACAAAAUAUGUGAGUGCCUGGGCCCCUGCCUGAAGUCCGACCAGCCUCGGUCCGGCCACAGGGACUCCCUGCAGUACACCAAUGAUGGCUUCCAGAAUGAGGGCGACGCGAGCCGCGGUGGUGCCAGGCGCUGGAACAACGCUCUGCCCAGACGGAGCACCUUCCCUGGGUCACGAGGCCGGGUCAUCCCCCUGGAGAGAAGGAGCCGCCACUGCUCCUCCUGUGGUGUCUACACGAACCACGUCCCCAAGGGGAGCCCCUCAGUGAGACCGUCCAGGAGAGGGAGAGGAGACGGCGAUGAGUACAGCAUGAGGUCGAUCCUCACCAAGCAGAGGAGGAAGGAGGGCCAGAAGACGGUGUGGUUCAAGGAGAGCGAGGACUCCUCUGAUAUCGAGGUGGAGAUUAUCCCAGACACUGUGGGCCGGGUGGAGGAGGAGACUCAGGAGGAGCUGGAGGUGGAGAUGGAAGGGGUUGUCAGAGACCCGGCAGCCCCGCGGAGAGAGUCUGACGACGGACAGGAGAGCCAAAGCGAGGAGCAGGACCGUGAAAAUACCAGCUCAGAAAAAAAGAAGGCAAGUCAGGAGGAAGAGGCCUGACAGUAGAGGUCAAACUGGAGUCGGAGAAAAAGUUCAUGAAACUCAGCUGUUUGUUUUCUCGUCGCUUUUUGGAGAAAGCAGCCUACAGGAUAGGUCUCGGCAGUCCAGGAUGACACUUCCAUCAUCUCUGGAUAACCUCAAGUAUAGAGUCAAGGAUCCAAAAAGUAUUUAUUUUCUACUGUGAGUAUCUUAGAAUACAGUGUCUGAGGUAACAACUUUAUACAAUGUUUAAAAACACAUAGUUCUCACUAGUGUUGGCCAAGCAUACACUAUGGGAUGAGAUUCUUCUAUAACACUUACGGCAAGUUGACCACUCCUUUUUAAAGGUUAGUCUCUCUUUACAAAACUUAUUUUUGUAUUGUUAUCAUUUUUAUUGGUAAUACAUUGUACUCACUAAAUUAAUUGCUAGAAUUGCAGUGAUAUUGCUACAACACAGUCAGACAGGACAAAAGACACGUUGCAAACCCUGCAGGGUAGCUGAAGAGAGAAAACAAAGGUUAACAAUAAACCUUCUGUUGCAAACAUCUAUUACAGUUUACAGACCCGCACAUACCCAGUGUUUCAGUUACUUAAAACACACAAUUUUCCUGUGCAAUGAGGGAUUAUUACUGACAAUUCAGGUAACUGGGUUAAAAAAAAAAAAAAAACAGGGAGUGGGAAGUGAAACUGGAAUUUUCAGGUUCUGUUCCAGAAGUAAAAUCCUAUUCCCAUUUAAAUUUAUAAUAACUUAACUAAAAAUCCAGCCAAAACAUUACUAAAAGUAUAUUAGGUGGUUCAUUCCAUAAAUCUGGAUAAGGAUGGUAACUGAAGGGUGGUUUAUUCCGGCUUUAACAAACACCAUUUCCCAAAUGCUCCCAGACCAUAACAUUACAUUAAUUAAGCUGAUAUAUUUUUUUAGCUAAAGUGAUUUACAGUUGCUAUAUAAGUAUAUGCACACACGCCCCUGGAGCAACUUGCUGGAUCUGUCACAGUGGGAGUCGAACCCUAUUCUCUCACACCAAAGGUAUGUGUCUUAUCCACUGCAGCAUCACACUUACGCCAUCACUGCUUAAAGGUCAGGGCUCAACAGAAGAGGUGAGUUGAGGGUGUGCAAUGACAGCAGAGAACAAGAAGAAAGUUGGAAAAAUGACUUGAAGACAGCGUUGGUGAGGUUUAAGAAAAUGGAUGAAAACCAAGUUACGAUGUCAUAAGUUCCCGCUCUGCCACGCUUGUAAAUUUUAACAGGAGCUGAUAUUUUGUCUUUGUUUAACUAAACUGAAAUCACAAAGGUCGUGGCAAAUGCUUAAGUGGAUGCUCCUGAUUUGAAUGAUGACCGUAAACAUCAGAUACAAGUCCCCCCCCCCCAACAAAGUUGUAACGCCUGUGGGAAUCGUUGCAAAUCGAUAAGCAAUAUUGCUUUCUAAUAAGGCUCCUUAUUUAUUUAUUUUAAAAGGGUUUGCGAGGGUCGUGACUCACUUGAUUAUAGAUUAAUCUGCCCACUAUUUUUUAACCAAAUAAUUGUCUAUUAAAACUGUGACCAAAUGUGACGUCUUCAAAUCUCUUGCUUUGUCCAACAGUUCAAAACCCAAAACAUUUUAUUUAAUCUAACACAAGACAAGGAGAUGCAGCAAAUUGUCACAUUCGAGAAGUGCCGACUUGCUAAUAAGUUAUUAAUAACUUCUAACACGACGUCAGCAAAAGUUAGUGAGUCGUCUGCAAUUAUCAAUGUUAAUAAGUCCAGUGGUCAAAUGGUUUGUUGGAAACGUCUACCUGAUGAACUAAAAAGACACAAGUGUUGUUCCUAUUAACACACUGUAAAGCAUUAGUAAUUAUUAACCAUUAAUAAACUUGACAUCAAAAGGAUGCCUUUUUAGAAAGUGGUAAUUAUCGGUUAUUGCAAUGUUGGAUUUACAGGAUUUUUAUUAUUGUUUUGAUGAUGUAUCGAUUAGUCAAGAACAGACAUGCCCAUCUGCUUAUUUUGUUUGUUUCCUAAUUGAAUUUUCAGGAUCUGUACUACACAGUUUACAGUACAUCAAUUAAAAUGCAAAAAGUACCGUGACGAAAGAUUUGAUCUACAUUAUCCACUCCUACGUGUCACCGGCAGUCAGGUCAGGAAGUCAGCUGACAACCAACAGGCCAAAAACUGAUGAUUUCACUCUGCAUACUAUCUGUACAUGCUUUACUAAACUGAACCAGAAGUGUCUGGAAGAAUAUAUGUGAAGACAAACUUAUUUACCGAAUACUAAAACAGGUGGGAUGUUUUUAUGUGGACUGUAUUUUAUUGAGAAUGUUUAGUAAAAUAACUACUUUUAUGGAUAAAUCUGUGUAUAGUUUACUUUUUGUACAUUGAAGUGAUUGAUGAGUGUUUAAGGGAAUAAAAGUUUGAAGGAAUCUUG
Messenger RNA from Micropterus salmoides (largemouth bass), 4620 nucleotides. RefSeq names its product cadherin-related family member 5-like. Gene Ontology annotation, biological process: cell morphogenesis; calcium-dependent cell-cell adhesion; homophilic cell-cell adhesion. Gene Ontology annotation, cellular component: adherens junction; catenin complex; membrane. The record is from RefSeq and is a predicted model, not a curated record. NCBI's taxonomy places the organism in Eukaryota, Metazoa, Chordata, Actinopteri, Centrarchiformes, Centrarchidae. Gene Ontology annotation, molecular function: cadherin binding; calcium ion binding.